Molecule: messenger RNA, 1948 nt
Organism: Drosophila suzukii
Lineage: Eukaryota; Metazoa; Arthropoda; Insecta; Diptera; Drosophilidae
Product: trichoplein keratin filament-binding protein
Biological process (GO): apoptotic process
Cellular component (GO): keratin filament
Source: RefSeq, a predicted model, not a curated record
GGCAGUAGUAGCAGCACAUAAAAGACAGUCAACAGCAAAGGGAAAUGCCACUCGUAUAGUAAACUUUCAUCUCACAGCUCCCUGCAUAUAUCUGCUUUACUGAGGAGGAAGGAGGAGCAGGACCAUCGACCAAGGACCAAGGAUGCCGGGGCGCCUCAACCAGCAGCACGCGGCGUAUGCGCAACGCGUCGAGCAGGAGAACAACCGGGUGCAGGCCACUCAGGCGGUGAACAGCUACUACAGCCACUGGGGCAAGGUCACAUCGCGCUUCGAGAACUGGACCAACAAGGAAUACUACGAGAAGGCGGACCAGCAGCUCCAAUCUCGCCGAGAUCAGCAGGAGAAGCAGGCGGCCCUCAGUGAACGGCAGAACAGACUCCGCCAGCUUUUGGCCUCCGAGAACGAGGCUUACGACAAGGAGAUGGAGCGACGUCGUCGACCGCGGGAACCUGGCGGUGGUGACCUCCAGAUGCUGGGCCGGGUCAACCAAUCGCUGAAGGAGCAGGAGCAACUGCGUCGCAAACUGGAAAUGGAGGCCAAGCUCUACGGUCGCUGGCGACAUGGCGUCGACGACGAGAAGCUGCUCUACCAGUCCAAGUCAGACAACGAAGUGCUGGCCAAGCUGAACUGGCUGGAUCGCCAGAUCGAGAAUCAGCAGCAGCGCGAGGAACAGCAGGCUCUGGCCGCGGAAAGGCAGCUCCUGUUGCAGCAGGAGAUCAGCCGCACAGAGCAGGCCCAAAAGGAGCGUCAGCAGAUCCGUGAGCAGCAGUUGCGGGAACUACGUGCCCUCCAGGAAUCCCACAUGUCAGAGCUUCGUCUGCGCCAGCAAGAAGCGGACAAGUUGAAGGAGGAGGAGCAGCACUUCCAGCUCUUCCUGGGUGAGCUGGACAAGGAACGUGAGCUGCUGGAAGAGAGCAGUGCUCUGGUGCUUAAGAACGUGGACUCUGGACACGCUUUCAACCUCAAGAAAAUCAAGGUGUUCAUCCGCCAACGUAGUAAGGCCAGUCGCAAGCAAAUCUCCCUGUGCGUCAACAUGUUGCAGCGCAUGUCCAAGUACGUGGUCAAGACGGAGGAGCUGAAGAACCUCCUCGAGAAGUACCGCUCCCAGCUGGAGAACGAGGAACUGGCCUGCGCCCAAAUAGAAACCAUGUACGAGUCGGAGGCAAAGUACAAUCUUCAGCGCUGCGAGGAGAACUGGCGGGAACAGCACUUACAGCGCUACGGAGAGCUGAGCAAGUUAAUCGACCAGGAGAAAGAUUGCCUGGGCAGCUUGCUCCGUGAGAAUGUGAGCCAGCAGCAAGCGUUGGUUGAGCUGAGGACCCAGCAUCUGAAUGGCAUUGAGCAGGCCAAUAAGCAACUGGAGCAACUCAGCCAGGAGCAGGCGGAGAUGGGUGUGCCAUCGGUCACCAGUCUCAAGGAAGUGGAGUCUCAAGCUGCCGUUUCCGAGGAUUCGCGGUCGGAGGAGAACCUCAUGCCCAAGGUGAGCGACUCCUUCUCCAACCUCAACUUGGAUGUGUGGCAGGAUCUUCCGCCGGCUCGUGGAGAAGACGACCUGCAACGCCUGGACAAAUCUCGCUCCCUCAAUGUGGUCACCUCGCAAACAGCCGCUCCUCCAAAGUUCGCCCGAAAGCGAGUGGCCUGGACCUAACAAUUACAUUAUAAUCUUAUAUCGUCGUCGUUCCAGCUUAAAUUUGAAUGGUAUUAUUAGUGCUUAGGCUAGUUUAAUCCCUGUUUAGCCAUAGUUUAACUUUUUGAGUGACCCUUAACACGCUCCACACACACACAUAUGUGAAAUCCCCUCCCCCACACUUCAAUGCACUCCACUCCAAUGAAUUCCACUUCACCCUAACGAACACCACUCUGUGCACUUGUAGUUGAUAAGGCUGAUAGAUAGGCGCUCCCCCCAAAAGGGGGUCAAUAAAUCACUCCAUUUGUGGGCCAGCAGGAA